AACAGUAGGUGCCUGUAGAUUCUGCACGCUUCACAGCUGAACUCCGUUCAGCUCGCGUCCCUCCACUGCAGUGCCAGUGACUUCGGGAAUUCUGUUCCAAAGCGAUCUUUCCCUGCAGCACAUAGAACGCCACACGGAUCCAACAUGCUCGGGCGCAUCUUCGCGAGCUAUGCGCUGUUCGCGUGCUACAGCCUGGCGGAACUGCUAACAGCCACACGGGAAGCUUCCGACCCGACAAUAACGACAGCACCCAAUAUACCAAUCGAGUUGCUGAGGAAGCAGGCAGUCGGCGAUCGUUUCAUAGGAUGGAUCUCCAUAGAUGGAGAAUGGACCAGCCGCUCUUGCGACGUCGGCGGCACAUACUUCCAGAGCGACGAAAUCUGGAAGUGUUGCGCCACCACGCUCGAUGGCUGUAACGCCCCUGUUGGAUGUGCGGCGGGAAGUCUAAUCUACUCGAUCUAUACAUCUAGCUCAUACAGUUACACUACGAUUGCAUGCACGGAAGCGUAUGAUGAUCCUGAUGCUACAUCAUGGUCAGUAUGCAAUACGGGAUUGAUGUAUGAGAAUACUGCAGACUUCGACCCAGUAACCAACAUCUUCUGCGGGGCGAGUGCGUCGAGGUUCACAUACUACCGUGUAAGACCAUCUGAAUCCACGUCUUCGUCUUCAGAAUUCUCAACACCCGCAUCUACAUCCGCCCACCCAACAGACACAUCGCUAGGCCCAGCCGAUUCCGCAACAUCAACCCCCUCCCCGACUCCCCUCCCUCAGCCAACCAAACCCAAAAGCAAGGCCUGGAUUGCCGGUGCAGUCGUAGGUCCCAUAAUUGGCCUUGCUCUCAUCGGCCUCCUAGCCUGGUUCCUCCUCGUCCGGCGCAAGAAGAAAACCACUCCGCCGCCACCACCACCACCACCACCACCCAUGCAGCAGCAGCAAUACAACGGACCCCCGUCCCCUUAUCCAGGAAGUCCAGCGCAGCCUCCAAAAUCCUACUACAACGCGCAAAAACCCCCCGCAGCUGCAGUAGUUCCCAUGGGCGUGGCAUCGCACCAGAGCUGGGCUGCGCCCCCGCCGCACUCACCGACGUCCCAGGGCGCGGUGUCGCCGCACGUCCCACCGCAAAAUCUUUACGGGCAGCAGGCGUAUCCUGGGCCGGGUCAGAGUCCAUCGCCGCCGAACGUACAUGCGUAUGCUGUGGGUGGGGAGGGGAAGCCGUUGGGGGUUGGAGGGUACGGAGAGAGGCCCUUUUCUGCGGAGCUGGAUGGGGGGCAGCAGAGGUUAAGAUAAGAUGGGAUUGGAAGGAGUAGGGAGGUGAAGUGGUAGGGAUGCCGACAUUGUGGAGAGACACCUUUGGGGAUCGAGGGGAGGAGUUUCUUCAUCAGGGUCAUGGUCGCACGAUUGUAGGUAGACUAUUGAUAUUCCCGAGAGUAAUAGAGUAGUUGGCUCGCAUAGGCGUUCAGCUCGCUUCUAUAGUACGCUGUAGCUAUUAUAACGAAAGGGCUGAUUUGUAUGCU
Messenger RNA from Paraphaeosphaeria sporulosa, 1514 nucleotides. RefSeq lists its product as uncharacterized. Lineage: Eukaryota; Fungi; Ascomycota; Dothideomycetes; Pleosporales; Didymosphaeriaceae. Bases 145 to 1287 code for a protein of 380 amino acids. The record is from RefSeq and is a predicted model, not a curated record. The transcript is spliced from 4 exons.